AUGUUUCGUGCGCAGCAAAAUGCGUUUGACGACGCUGUCGCCAAGGCGACUGACGAGAACCUGACAUCCGAGAAUUGGGAAUAUAUUCUGGAUGUCUGUGACAAGGUUUCAGUCGAAGAAUCUGGCGCAAAAGAAGCGGUUGCUGCCAUGAUUAAGAGAUUGGCUCAUAGGAAUGCCAACGUCCAGCUUUAUACCUUGGAGCUUGGCAAUGCUCUGUCGCAAAAUUGCGGUCCGAAAAUUCAUCGCGAGCUGGCCUCGAGAAGCUUUACUGAUGCGCUUCUUCGUCUGGCGGCUGAUCGGAACACGCAUCAACAAGUGAAGUCUAAAAUCUUGGAGCGCAUGCAAGAAUGGACCGAAAUGUUCUCAUCUAACCCCGACUUUGGCAUCAUGGAGCAGGCAUACAUGAAGCUGAAGACUACAAAUCCCAACUUGCAACCUCCCUCGAAACCUGUGAAGCAACAGAUCACCGAUUUCGACCGGAAGAAGGAAGAAGAAGAACUGCAGAUGGCACUGGCCUUAUCGGUCAAGGAAAGAAAGCCAGUUCCUACUCAAGCGGGCUCAUCGGCGGCUGCUGUGCCUGCACAUGCUCCUGCAUCUACAUCCACCCCCACUCCAGGGAGCCAAACAGAGCCUGCUGAAGCUCAGCCUGUUCUAUCCGGCACGUCUGUCGCUACUGUGUCGCGAGUCAGGGCCCUCUUCGACUUCCAGCCUUCCGAGCCUGGCGAGCUCCAGUUCCGAAAGGGCGAUACCAUUGCCGUUUUGGAGUCUGUAUAUAAAGACUGGUGGAAGGGUUCCUUGAGGGGCCAGACUGGUAUCUUCCCUCUCAACUAUGUCGAGAAGCUCCCUGAUCCGACUGUGGAGGAGUUGCAGCGUGAGGCUCAGAUGGAGGGAGAUGUCUUCAGUCAGAUCAAGAACGUUGAGAAGCUCCUGACUCUGUUGAGUACCCGGAGCUCGGAUCUCAACGUUCAAGAAAAUGAGGAAAUCACUACUCUCUAUCACUCUACCCUCGCCAUUCGACCAAAGCUUAUUGAGUUGAUCGGCAAGUACUCUCAAAAGAAAGAUGAGUUCACCCAGCUCAAUGAAAAGUUCAUCAAGGCCCGCCGUGAUUAUGAGUCCUUGCUCGAGACGUCGAUGGCUCACCCAGCGCAACCUCAAUACGGUCGACCUGGACAGCCUCAGUACGGAUAUCCGGGUGCUGCUGCGCCUGCUGGAUAUCCUCCAGGCCCUCCUCCGGAUCAGCGAUACUUUAGCCCUCGACCUCAAGAGCAACCUGCCCAGUCGCAGACCCCCUACUAUGGCGCAGAGCAGACAAUCCCUUACCGGCCUGCGUCUCAUUCACCUGAUCCUCGCACCCAACAUGCAGGUGGCGCGCCACUGCAGCAACAGCCACCUCAGGCUGAACCCUAUCAAUCCAUGCACCACCGCCCCCAGUCUACAUACGACCAUCCCCAAGAACUAGGAACAUCCGUCUACGACUCGCCCGUGGACCAGCGUCCCUCAUACCCUCCCACCGGCCAAGUGCCACCUACAGCACACCAGCAAUUCCAGCAGCAGCAACAACAACAAACACAGCAGGACUACUCGCCCUCUGCUUACUCCGGCGAGGAAACACCCCAGAUGCCCUCUGCUCCUGGUAUGCCGCAGCAGUACCAAAAUCAGCAGCAACAAGCCCCCUACCCCAAUUCUCCCACCACUCAGCACCAAGCACCUCCCUCGCACCAACCCCCCUCGAUUCCCGGAACCGCACCGUCUGCUCAAUACAACGCUUUCAACCCUGCGCCAUCGGCACCACCUGGUAGCGCGGAAUAUCAGGCAUAUCAGCCUACGCAGGGUAGCGUGCCUCCCUCGAAUCCAGCUUCGUUCUACAGAUAA
This is a messenger RNA of Penicillium atrosanguineum, 1872 nucleotides long. Its product is annotated as ESCRT-0 subunit protein HSE1. The transcript has 9 exons. NCBI's taxonomy places the organism in Eukaryota, Fungi, Ascomycota, Eurotiomycetes, Eurotiales, Aspergillaceae. Gene Ontology annotation, biological process: protein transport to vacuole involved in ubiquitin-dependent protein catabolic process via the multivesicular body sorting pathway. Gene Ontology annotation, cellular component: ESCRT-0 complex. Bases 1 to 1872 code for a protein of 623 amino acids. Gene Ontology annotation, molecular function: phosphatidylinositol binding; ubiquitin binding. The record is from RefSeq and is a predicted model, not a curated record.